Bubalus bubalis (water buffalo) is the source of this 1539-nucleotide messenger RNA. RefSeq names its product translocase of outer mitochondrial membrane 40 like (gene TOMM40L). Gene Ontology annotation, molecular function: transmembrane protein transporter activity. Gene Ontology annotation, cellular component: mitochondrial outer membrane translocase complex; mitochondrial outer membrane. The transcript has 10 exons. The coding region runs from base 269 to 1195 and encodes 308 amino acids. Lineage: Eukaryota; Metazoa; Chordata; Mammalia; Artiodactyla; Bovidae. The record is from RefSeq and is a predicted model, not a curated record. Gene Ontology annotation, biological process: protein import into mitochondrial matrix.
UCCAAGAUGGCGUCCAUGACCACGCUGGGGGUGCAGCGUGAAGCCGCAGUUCUGCCAUCACUCAAGAUGGCUGCCCCCAUCAAGAUGACCGGGGUGUGCCUGGGGGAAAGGGGCAGCAUGAUGGUCUGAGAAGGUCUAGCGUCGGACUAUGUGGAAGUUUCUGGGACUGGGGAGUCGGAUAAUGGGGGGUGGGGCCCGUGGAGGGUAGAGGGAGCAACAGCGUCCUUUCCCAGGCGAACCCCGGCCCCUCCCUGACCUCUCUACUGAAAUGGGGAACACACUGGGCCUGGCACCUAUGGGGGCUUUGCCCCGCCGGAGCCCCCGUCGAGAGGAACCUCUCCCCAACCCUGGGAGCUUUGAUGAGCUGCACCGGCUAUGCAAAGAUGUAUUCCCAGCACAGAUGGAGGGAGUGAAGCUCGUUGUCAACAAGGUUCUGAGCAGCCAUUUCCAGGUGGCUCACACUGUGCACAUGAGUGCUCUGGGUUUGCCAGGCUAUCAUCUUCAUGCGGCCUAUGCAGGGGACUGGCAACUUAGUCCCACUGAGGUGUUCCCCACUGUGGUGGGAGAUAUGGACAGCGGUGGCAGCCUCAACGCCCAGGUCCUGCUCCUCUUGGCGGAGCGGCUCCGAGCCAAGGCUGUCUUUCAGACGCAGCAGGCCAAGUUCCUGACCUGGCAGUUCGAUGGCGAGUAUCGGGGAGAUGACUACACAGCCACUCUAACCCUAGGAAAUCCGGACCUCAUUGGGGAAUCAGUGAUCGUGGUCGCUCACUUCCUGCAGAGCCUCACUCAUCGACUGGUGCUGGGAGGAGAGCUAGUUUAUCACCGGCGGCCGGGCGAAGAGGGGGCCAUCCUGACACUGGCUGGGAAGUACUCGGCUGUACACUGGGUAGCUACGUUGAAUGUGGGAUCAGGUGGGGCCCAUGCAAGUUAUUACCACAGGGCGAAUGAACAGGUUCAGGUUGGAGUGGAGUUUGAAGCAAACACAAGGCUCCAAGACACGACCUUCUCCUUUGGUUACCACCUGACUCUGCCCCAGGCCAACAUGGUAUUUAGAGGCUUGGUGGAUAGUAACUGGUGUGUGGGUGCUGUGCUGGAGAAGAAGAUGCCCCCCCUGCCUGUCACCCUCGCCCUCGGAGCCUUCCUUAAUCACUGGCGCAACAGAUUCCACUGUGGCUUUAGCAUCACUGUGGGCUGAGGUCAUCCCAGAGCCAGCCCACACAACAGCUGGAGCCUCUGAGUCAGGUGUCCUGGGGCCAGAGCCCUCUCCAGAGCCCACCUUGCUGGGUGACCUCUGGGUCCCAAGAGCAGAGUGGGGACAGGACCACAACCUCCUCAGAACUGGAGCUGCCACAGGGGCAGCUGCUGAGGCAGUGGUUUGAGUCUCCCACCUCUGCCAUCAGUCCAGUAUCAUCUUCCCAUGCUCUUAUGGCUCUGGACUAGGGGAGAGGAAUUAAGGGGUAUGUCUGGCUGAAUUUUCUCUCCUCACUCCCACCUCCUUUAUUUCUCUGUGGAUUAAAGCUCCUAGCCUCUUUCUCUUCA